GACAAUCAAAUGGCUGAUAUCUUUCUUACAUCAGAUGAGCUUGAAGACCCUGAUGGAAGAAAGCCAGAAAGAUUCCUCAAAAGUUCUUAUCUCAGAAGGACCAUGAUCAGGUUCAUGCAAUGGGAUAUUGCCAUAUAGACACUGCAUGACAUGGCCAUUCAGAGAAACUCGAAGGAAGUGAUCAAGGUCUUGAUCGACCCAGCUAAAAAUGAUGGAGCUUAAUUCAAAUUUUAAUUUCUGAGCAUCCAGCGCUCAUCAUUAUGAAUUCUUGAAGCAAGAUCAUCUAAAACUUUUUAAAAGAAUCCGAGAUGAAGCAGCACAAGGAAGAUUCAAAAUGGUAGGAGGUUCCUGGGUCGAAUUUGACGGCAAAGUCCCAUCUGGAGAAAGCAUGUACAGACAGUUCAUGUAUGGCCUAAGAUUCUUCAAGGAAAACUUCUGGAGUUAUUUUAAAUAGCUUUUACAUGUCAGAUAUCUUUGGGUAUAGCGCUCAGAUACCUCAGAUAACGAAUGAAGCAAGGAUACACUGGUUUGUAACUCAGAAAUUGUCUUGGAAUCAAUACAACAAAUUUCUUCAUAAUACUUACUAGUGGAAUGGACUUGAUGGUUCAGAAGUUUUUGCUCAUUUUCCUCCAGCCAAUGACUUUAAUUCUGAUGAUAAACUUGGUGAUAUAUUGAAAAGCCAAAGCAAUUUUAAGAAUAAAGAAGCAACCAAUUUCCCCUAUUAUUUGGAGAAGGAGAUAGAGGGGGACCUGAGAAAUAACAUAAGCUCCUUGUUUAGAUUUGAAAACCUUCAGGGUCUUCCGGAAGUAAAGAUAGCACUUCCUCAAAUCCCCAAAACCACUCUCCUCUAUCCCAUCUUAACACCCACUCCAAACUCCACCCAAAAGAACCCCUCUCCAACCCCCAAAACCUCCACUCAUCCCCCAACUCCCCAACUCUACCUCCUGCCCUUCGCCCACCCCAUUCUAAAACAAAAUCCAAAAUUUAGCUGUAAUUUCUUGAACUUUUAGGCCAAAUUUAGGAAGAGAGCAAGUGAGGUAGAGGUAUGAGGGUGCAUUAUGAGGAAGGAAGUUUAGGAGGAAGAGGGGGAGGAGAAAGUGGGGUGUUGGGAGGGUAGAGGUUUUGGGAUGGAGGGUAUUAAGAAAUAUUGGGAAUGAUGAGUUGGAUUAGUGGGUUCUAUAAUAGAUCGGUUGGAUUAGAUUGUUAUUGGAUUGGAUGGAGGUUGGGUAAUUGAAGGGGGUUGGAAAGAUAUAGUUAUAACAGAUUUUCUUAAGAGGAUAAUCAUAGUGAUAGUGCAUACUAUGUUUCUUUUAAUAGACAAAACAAGCUUAGAAGAGAGAUAGUCAUUAUUUCUAAUGGGGAUAAAGAUCUUAGGGGCUACAUUGAAGUUCCUGAGAAUUGAUAUGCCUCCAUCACAUCAGAAGACUUAUCCAAAACUUUUGAUGAAAAUUGUAAACCUGAUGCUAAAAGAGUAGAAGGAAGGAUUAAAAUUUGAACAGGUUCUACAGAACAAGAAGUGAAAAUAGAUAAGCAUUAAUUAGAUUUACCAUCCAAAAGUAUUCCCUCUUCAUUGAUCAAUCAAACAGAUCUGACUUAUGCUGAUAAAUCUCUUACAAGAUUGUCUAAGUUCGAAAUUGACUUAAUAAAAUAAUGUUAAGCCCUUAAAAGCAACUAUUUUAUAUUAAAAGCAGACUGUACCAAAUAACUAUCAGCAAAGACUGAAGAGUAUCAAAUUAUAUUGACAAGACUAUUAAGAAGUUUGACCCAAACAAGUUGUAUGCCAGAAUUCACAGGCUAUAAAUAUUCUUAGACUUCAUGACGACAUUCCUGUAUUUUAUGACUCAUGGGAUAUUUUUGAUACGUCAAGAUACACCUACAGAGAUAUUCUUGAUGAUCCUUCCAAAACUGUGGUUAUAGAAACCUCAAGGU
Moneuplotes crassus is the source of this 1929-nucleotide messenger RNA. The record is from the annotation of a GenBank genome assembly. NCBI's taxonomy places the organism in Eukaryota, Ciliophora, Spirotrichea, Euplotida, Euplotidae.